Anneissia japonica is the source of this 4209-nucleotide messenger RNA. RefSeq names its product protein FAM43A-like. The transcript has a single exon. Lineage: Eukaryota; Metazoa; Echinodermata; Crinoidea; Comatulida; Comatulidae. The coding region runs from base 522 to 1634 and encodes 370 amino acids. The record is from RefSeq and is a predicted model, not a curated record.
UAGUGACAAGUACCAAAAAGGGCGUGUCACUACCAAAUGGUGAGGCGCGCCUACAUACAUGUAUCGCUUUGUGGCAAUUCGAAGGCCAGAAUAACACCUAGUCAUCAGUUUUAUAAAUUGAACAAAUAUCGAAAAUUUUCUUUGCAGCUUUUGAAAUUUGAAUUCUCAUGCCUUAUCGGGUGUAGCUUGUUGGCCUAGCACCUGCAAGAGGACCCCUUCAGGUCGUGGGUCAAAUGCUACUGGCAAGUGCUGGUGACGUUGAGUGCAUAUUGAUAUAGACAAAAAUAUUGGUGCGUACUGAACUUCAACCAGCAAAUACACUACUUAACGGUUGAGUUGAGUACAAACCCAUUGUAUAGCUGCUUUUAAUAACAAUGUUGAAGGACAAUGCUUCGGAUCAUGAUUCACUCGAACGAGUUUAUACGUCAUCACCAGGCAAUGAAUUAGUGUUGAACCAAGUACAGUACAACUGAAACCGGUUGAAUAUACAUGCUAUAGAAUUUGAAUAUAUUCGGGUUACCAUGGCGUUUUGGAAGCGAAGAAGCAUGACUUUCUCUCCGAACCCACCAGAUACCAAACAUGAGGUUCAAUACAUAGGAAAAGAACCAGCUGAAGGCAAGAUUGGACUAGAAUGUACCAUGCAACCAGUUGAAAAUAUGUACCGACGUUACAAACAAACGAAAGGCAAACACUCGCAACGUAUGCUACUGGAGGUAACAAGUACAGGUAUUACACUCACACACUUAAAUGGCGCAGAUGGACAAGAAGAAGAAAAGAUAGUACCUGUUGUUAAGAUGUCAUUCGGUGCUGCAGAUCCCCAGCAUCCUAAAAUAUUCUCAUUUGUGAUGGUGAACGAUACAGCAAAAGGACCAAAUAAAUGGGAAUGUCAUGCGUUUUUGUGUGAAAAUCCUUCAGUUGCCAAGUCAUUGACUUUAUAUUUAGUGAAAGCUUUCCAAAAGGCAGCAGAUGGGAGAGCUGAUAAAGAUGAACAUUUCAGAGAUCCAAAUAAAAGGACUCGACCAACAACUUUACAUAUUUUACAUGAUCGUGGAAAACUUGAACAUCAAAUCGCUGAGAAAUCAAAGCCUCCUCCUGUAUCUACACUAAAGGUAACAAUGAAUAUAGAAAACAUCGAAGACUACGAUAAGGUAGGCCUACGAAAACAAGAAAAGACCAAAGGCGUUAAACUUGAUCAGAAUAAACACUUUGCUAUGUUGUUAGCAAAAGAGAAAAAAGAAUUAGAUGCGUUGAAAAUGGUUAAUCAGGCGAAAAUGGCGGAUUUAGAUGGUAUCAACACAAUGAGCAAUCAAAAUAGCGCUGUAAACAAAGAAAAUGAAUACUCCGAGGAGGAUGAAGUGGAUGCUUUAUUAAAAGAGGUUGCAAGCGAAGGAGAAAACGAAAAAAUUAUUAUGGCAGUAAACACAACACUUCCUUUAACUCCAUUAUCUGAGACGUCGCCUGGUAUGGAAAUGUCAAACUCCGAUUGUAUCAAUGAUACUAAUACUAAUAGUGAAGGCGAUGGACAAGCUAUAACUGACAUCAAGUCUUUAGAAUCAACGGAAGAUAACUCGCGUAAAUCAAAACGGAAAUCAGUAAGAUUCACUGACGAAGAGCCUAAAAUAAUUGAAGGAUGAUAAAAGACUACAUUGCAGUUAUUACUGUAUCUUUACAAAAAAAAAGAUGGCGGUGUUAUUUAUUCUGAAACGCAAGCUAUCAACAGCAACGCAUACCGGAUUCACUACCGCCUAAUAAUCGAUACAUGUACGCCUAUAGCGUAUUUUAUCAGACGAAAGCUAUUAUAAUUCCUAAUGUAGAUUAUAAUUUAUCUAUGCUACUUUACAGCCAAAAUGAUCUUAAGAUAUUUCUAUGAGAGAUACAUUAAGUAUCUAAUUUGUACAAUAUACAGCGAUAUUAUCCAAUAAUUGGAGAAUGAACAAUGCUUGUUUUUUGUCUGGUGUGUUUGCAAUAGUUCUUUAAAAUUACUGUACACAUAUAAUUAUGUUAAAAAGAACAUCUUUUAAACUGCCGUUAGCGAUUGAUAUCUUUAUUUUAUUUUGAUCUCAGCCUACCAAUAAUUCACGUCUUUCUCCACCUUUUGAUUGUCAAUGUUUUGAAACAAUCAACCAUAAUGCUUAUUUAAUCUAUUUUAAUAUUCUCUCAUCAAGUUUAUAUAUCGAAGAGAAACUGGGCUGCUUGUGCAAGUGAUAAUUGGCAUUUAUAAAUAAUGACACAAUCACAAAAAUGACAUACAUCCAUAGAAUUCAUGCAUUUAAUCAAUUUAAUGCAUGGUCUAGUAGUAGUCCCAAUAUUGUCAUAGAUUGUAUAAACCCUUUCACAUAUUCACAUGCUCAAGUCAGCGACAAAAUGGGGUCUAGUUGGAGUUAGUUGCAAGUAUCAUGGAGGAAUAAGUUUCCUUAUCCAUUCAUGCAAGUAUCAAGCCAGCUAACACGCUGAUUGCGUUAAAAUGUUCCCACAUUAGUACACAUCGCCUUUGAUCAAAGCAGGUUACAUGUGUCCAACGAAUCGCUAGGUUUUUGGAAAUGAUAAUCUUGUAUUAUGUGUGCGUAUAAAUUAGUAAUAUAAAUAUUAUGCAAUGAAUAGUAAUUUCUAAACACAUUAGACAAGAACAAAUAUGUAUUGUCGGAGUUUAACUGUUUAUAUCAAUAAUAAUCUUUAUUUUUUUUCUAUAAGCUAUUUUCUUAUUAUUUCUUUGUCGAAUUGAGAGGAAUAAAUUACUCAAAUGCUUUGAUAUGCUGAUUAAAAUUAUAUUAAGAAAUCACAUGUACUACUCAAUUAUUCAUUUUAGUGUUUAAUGAAGUUAUAGAUCAAAUUAAACGUGCGUCAAUUUUGUUGCAUCUAAGAUGAAUAUUGAAUGUAUUGAUGGUUGAUGCAUCUGAGCUGAGUAUUGAAUUGAAACUUUUUUUAGAUGUUUGACGCAUCUGAGCUGAAUAGUGAAUGCCUUUGAAAAUGAUGAUUUUUUUUGCAACUGAUUAGAAUAUUUGACGCCUUAAUUUUUAAAUUUGUUUUGACGCAACUAAAUUAUUUAUUAUUAAUUUUGCUAUUCUAAUUUUUGCCUAUGUUUUUAUAGGCCUACUGUGUAACUUGUGGUAAUAUUUGUUUGUGCACUAAAUCGUGAAUAUUGUUGUAAAAGUGUUGAUGUUUGUUGCAUAUGUUGAUUGUUGUUUAAAUGGUUUUGUAAUUUGAAUAGCGUACCGUUUUAACUUGUGUUGACAUUUUGUUGUGAUUGCAGUACAGUAUAUUGUAACUAUUGUAUCAAAGAUUGGCGUAGUCUGAAAUUAAGAUACACAUAGGCUAUUCUAAAUGUGGGCCUAUUUUGAUGCUUCUUUAUCUGGGGUCCAUUCAACUAUAGACAUUAAAGUUGUCUUCAUUUAAAUUGAACUCGGAACCAGUACGGACAGGAUAGCAGAAACAAAGACAAAAUCGUGUUAGUUUCUAAUGUAAUUCAAUACGCCUCAUUACACUCUUUCUCUACCAUUACUAUGGGAACAACUGCUGGUGUCAUUGUCGAUGUACGAAUUAUUUUGUGCAGAGAAUCUCACCAGUUAUAGUGCAGUUAUCGUUUGCAGGAAUAAUAACCGCCACUGCUGGUGUGACCGUCGAUGCGAGUUAUUUUAGCAGCGAAUCUCAUCAGUUGUAGUGGAAUUAUCAAACACCUAUGUAUUCUAUCGGUAUAGCUGUGUUUUCUCGAUUAUAUGUUGUAGCAAUAACUUAUAGCCAUUGUACUUGGUAAAGUGUGGUAAAUCAAUGGGAGAUUUUAUACACAGCUCUUUACUUUUGUUAUAUUCAAUCCUCCUAGACUACUCAUUGAUAUAAGGUGGUAUUAUUAACGCGAUUACCUCAGUUGCAGGUAUUUUUGAAUGCCUAGAGAGAUGAAGGUUAAUGCUGUGAAUGUCUCGAAAGUCAACCGAACAUGUCCAUAAAUAGUGAUAUAAUUUUUUCCAUAGGCCUACCUUCUAUACACUCCAUUAAGGUUCUUUAAUAUCCAUGCAGGAUCUAUCUUUUAACAACAUUAUAUUCUUACCUCGGAAUUUACAGAUGGUACUCCAUCCUGUCAGCGAUUGAAAUGAGUCUGUUACAGGUCGUCUGUUUUAGCUUUGAUUAAACUCGUAGAAGUUUGUAUCGGCCACUCUGGUAAAGCGCCUUGCUGAGGAACAAAAGCGAAGUGCAGAGCGACUGAUUAAAAAAAAA